CUCUUCUGUCCUGUGUAGGCUGAUGCCUCUGGUCUGGUCGCCCGCUGAUCGCUCGUGGUGUCCGGCGGGUGGAGUUUGGCCGCGGACAGCGAGACAAAGGCGGAGAGGGAUGGAAGGGGGAAGCCGUGCUGUGUCGGCACAGUGACUGAAGGUUGUCACCCAGCAGCGGAGACCCCGGAUCUUCCAACAGACGAGGGAAACACCUGCCGAGCCCAGUUGUUUUUGUUGUAUUGUGUCGUCAGCGGGAAUUCAUUCUCUCUGAAAUACCAAAAGGACAUCUGCAGCAAGGACAGGACACGGAUAUUUUUUUUCUCUCUCGCUCUCUUACUCUCGUUCUCUUCUUUUUUGUUAGACUUUGAACUCAUCCCAGUUUUUAGUAGACCAAUGAAAUCUGGGAAAAAUGCCCUAAGGGGCAGGGUGAAGAUGUCUGGUUGCUUUUGGAUUGAUUUUUCAGUAAAUGUCUGGAGAAGCCCUGUUCUCUGGUGAUAUCAAUGAGGGCAUUUUCGUGACAAAUCCCCACCGGGCCUCUUGGGUCCAGACUGUGGAGACCUGCACUUACAGGAACUCUAAUCUCUAACUUAAAAAAAAUAUAUAUAUAUUUAUAUAUAAAUAUUAAUAAUAGCCCCUUCUUACGUCAGGAUGGAGCUCUUCUUCAACCCUUUUGAUAAUUUGCUGUGCAUUCUGCUGGGCAUCUCCUUCACCGUAUGGUUCACCCUGCUUCUGGUUUUCAUUAUUGUUCCGGCCAUUUUUGGGGUGUCGUUUGGCAUCAGGCGGCUUUACAUGAAGACUUUGUUGAAGAUCUUUGAGUGGGCUACACUUAGGAUAGAGAGGGGAGCCAAAGAGAAAAACCACCACCUGUACAAACCUUACUCCAAUGCUAUAAUCGCUAGGGAGCCCACCUCCUUGGAGGAGGAGAUCAAGGAGAUCCGGCGGAGCGGCAGCAACAAGGACCUGGACUCUGCCUCGGAGUUCGAGAUGUCCGACAUCUUCUACUUCGCUCGGCGAGGCGUGGAGAGCAUCAUGGACGACGAGGUGACCAAGCGGUUUUCUGCUGAGGAGCUGGAGUCCUGGAACCUCCUGACUCGCAGCAACAACAACUUUCACUACAUCAGCCUGAGGCUGACCGUCCUGUGGUGGCUGGGCCUCCUGAUCCGCUACGGGAUCCUGCUGCCUCUCAGGGUAACGCUCGCCUUCACUGGUGUAAGCCUGCUGGUGUUCCUCACCUCUCUGAUUGGACUCCUGCAAAAUGGAAGGAUGAAAAACGUCCUCAGUGAGAAAGUCCAUCUGAUGUGCUACAGAAUAUGUGUCAGAGCUCUGACUGCCAUCAUAACCUAUCAUGACAGUGAGAAUAAACCCAAAAAUGGAGGCAUCUGUGUCGCUAACCACACUUCACCCAUUGAUGUUAUCAUCCUGGCCAGCGACGGCUGCUACGCCAUGGUUGGCCAGAUUCACGGUGGACUGAUGGGGGUCAUUCAGCGAUCCAUGGUCAAGGCCUGCCCCCACAUUUGGUUUGAGCGCUCAGAAGUGAAAGACAGACAUCUAGUGGCCAAACGGCUGAGCAAUCACGUACAAGAUAAAUCUAAGCUGCCGAUCCUCAUCUUCCCAGAAGGGACCUGCAUAAACAAUACAUCAGUCAUGAUGUUUAAGAAGGGGAGUUUUGAUAUCGGUGCCACAGUCUAUCCCGUGGCUAUUAAGUACGAUCCUCGGUUUGGAGAUGCCUUCUGGAAUAGCAGCAAGUUUGGAAUGGUCAGCUACCUUUUACGCAUGAUGAGCAGCUGGGCCAUCGUCUGCAGCGUGUGGUACCUUCCUCCCAUGUCAAGAGAGGAAGGAGAAGAUGCCGUUCAGUUUGCCAAUCGUGUAAAAUCAGCCAUAGCCAGGAAGGGCGGACUGGUCGACCUCCUGUGGGACGGAGGUUUGAAGCGCGACAAGGUAAAAGAUACCUUUAAAGAAGAGCAGCAAAAGCUGUACAGCAAGAUGCUCGUGGGCACCCAAGAGGACCGCAGCCGCUCCUGAGGGUUGUCCCUGGAGGUGGACUGACUCAGAGACCGCUCUGGACACCGCUGGCUGGGCAGGCAGGCAGACAGCGGCGACCCCGUCAGGUGGAGCCGCUGCACUGCAUCGUCCUCUCCUUGAUGUCAACAAUACUCCAUCUGGCUUCUCCAGUCGCUGCCUCGGCCUGGCAUGUCAAGUUGCAUCACUGUUGCGGGGUAUUCGCCCAGCCCGUCCCCUUCACCGCCACGUCGGAAUAGCUCGAUAAAAGCCUCGCUAGCUGUAGAAAAGGAAGGCGUGGCGUGAAGAGGAAGACUUACUCUUGUGUCUAUUUUCUUUCGACGAGGAAACAAAUGGUCAUCUAUUUUUGACUUCUGUUUUUGUUUUUUUGUUUUGUUACGGCUUACUUUUGAAAAGCUUUAUCGUGUCACCUUGCGUUGAAGUUUCAGGAGGUGUUGUGCCUGGAAUGUAGAAAAGCGAUAAUGUAGAUUAAAUCUAGUGUGUUUUAAUC
Molecule: messenger RNA, 2500 nt
Organism: Poecilia latipinna (sailfin molly)
Lineage: Eukaryota; Metazoa; Chordata; Actinopteri; Cyprinodontiformes; Poeciliidae
Product: glycerol-3-phosphate acyltransferase 4
Exons: 13
Coding region: 640-2013 (457 amino acids)
Biological process (GO): triglyceride biosynthetic process
Cellular component (GO): endoplasmic reticulum
Molecular function (GO): glycerol-3-phosphate O-acyltransferase activity
Source: RefSeq, a predicted model, not a curated record